Molecule: messenger RNA, 5158 nt
Organism: Pomacea canaliculata
Lineage: Eukaryota; Metazoa; Mollusca; Gastropoda; Architaenioglossa; Ampullariidae
Exons: 22
Coding region: 248-5017 (1589 amino acids)
Biological process (GO): protein phosphorylation
Molecular function (GO): ATP binding; protein tyrosine kinase activity
Source: RefSeq, a predicted model, not a curated record
AUAUGAGAUUUUAACCGCUUACAGCUUAUCGAUUGUCAAAACGUGAUACAGAAUUGCAAGAUAUUUAGGGUAAUAAAUACUUUCUUUUUCUGUUUUCAGUCGCUGGACAGCCAUCAUGAAGUGCGCGAGUCGGGGCUAUUCUGUUUCCCUAUCAGCGGGUCAUCUAAUGUUACUGCUUGAUUUUACUGAACCACUCCUUAUUAUACUUGCGUACUCCCUGAACUGUCUUGAGCAAUAAAUACACACGAUGGCCAGUGAGCAUCAGGAGAAGUUUAAGCACGCAGUGCACGUGCUUUCUUGUUUGAAUGGCGAAUGCAAGCCUCACAUUGAACGCCUUGUCCAGCUUCUUGAGGAGAGAGGCGUCCAAUGUGUCUACCAGGCAAGGGGAGACUAUGGCAUUGGAGGACUCUUUGCUACUCGCUUCAAAGACUUCUUUGGGAUCUGCGAGAGAACCGUCAUCCACAUUUGUCAAGAAAGCAUCGAAACGGUUAAAGAAUUCGAAGAAAUUUUGCUUGAUGGCGCAGAAAAGACAUCUUUCUUUCGUAUUCCAUGCUCUCCUUUAGAUUCCUCCAAAUUUAUCAAGCAGUUUAACGUUUGGGAUCUUAGUGAGGAACCUGUAUUAAAAAGGUUUAUCGAAGAAAUUUCUAAGAAAAGAAGCGACAGCCUAGAUCUACCCAAAGCAUUUGAUGAGCCCUCCUUGCCUGUCUCAUCUGACGAACUCCACAUGGUCAGCCCUGUGGUCAGCCCCAAAACAUUUAAAGCUGUAUCCUUCAUCCACCGAGGUGCAGUGUAUCCAGUCCUGCAUGUAGACGAGUCUUUUCUUCUUCCAUCAUCAGUUGAAGAGCAUAUCAGAAAGUCUUUCCAACGAAACAUUAAUCCAGAGAGAUCCAGCAAAGAAGAUCUGUUCUUCAUUUUGAAUGAAGUUUUACCAGACCUCUACAAGCAAGGGGACAUCACUCGCCUCUCACAGUUAACAAGAUCUCAUCAGCCCUUACUUCGAGAUCGCGCCCUUCGUUACAUAGAGUUGCUGCUGCUGCUCAGUGAGGAACCACCACCUUCUGUCAGUGAUAUGAAGGAAACAGAAACUAGCUUGUUCAGUCUGUUUUCAGACGCAGAGAUUUCACAGGAGGAUGAAACACUGAUUAGGGUCAUUGUGACUUACAUUAUGACACUAGUCAGGUUCAUCAUGGCCUGCCACUCAGAAGGUAAUGAUGGUGAGUGCGACCGUCACCUCAAUGCCAUUACUCACCGAAAACUUUUUAAGAAUCCAAAAUUAAUGAAAAAUGAUAAAAAAUCUGCCAUAAAAAAAACUGGCGCAUUAAUUAAAGUCGUGCAAAACUGUGUGCAUUGCUGGCAUAAGAACUGUAAGAAGCUUCAGAACAAAAUCAUUAGCACAGAGGACUGCUCAAACAACAAAGCAAAGCAGCCGCCAUCAAAAGAACUACAACUGUUUCUCUUGGUUUCAAGUCUAAUUCAGCUAAACAAGGAUGGGAAUUUUGCUCCAUACAGUCACCGCUUUUACCAGCUAAACCUGAAGAAAAGCACGGGAGCUUCCCUAUCGAAACAAUUUGAAAUUAUUUUAGUACAUAUCAACAUUUGUGGGUUGAGAACGUUUCUGGAGCAUAGAACAAUGACAGAAGAACUGGGAGCUACUUUCAACUUUUCUGAAGGUUGCAAGGAGACAAUAAAAAUUCUGUCUGAAUUGCUUCUCAUUCUCGACGAAAAUGAAAGACCCCAGCUGCUUAAAGAACUAACGACUCUAUUGUUUCAUCACAACAAGGAUAUACGAAAAGAGUCAUCUAAGCUAUACAAUGAGGACAAGAUUAUCACCAUGACAUAUAAUCUGUGGGAAAAUCUGUUCCUGACAUCGAAAGAACUUGUCAGUCCGCUGACGAAAAAUGUCAGCACAGAGUACUCGUUUCCAUUCCAUGUUGACUGGGGUUGGACAGUGGUCAAGGAAAACUUUAGUGGUAAAGAAAAUCGCAUUUUGAUGCAUGUGUUGUGUCCUUCAACCAAAGAGCUUGAGGUUGGAGUCGAAUGCAGUUCCAAAGACGAAAGAUUUAAUGAACUUCAACUUUUAAAGGCCCUCCAGCAUCCUCACAUUGUACAGCUGCAGGCCUACAGCGAAAGUGUCUGGCCACAGUUCUAUAUCACCGAGGACUACAUGGUCGAAGCAUUGCAAACCCUUCUCGUCAACAAAAGCCGCAAAAAUAACUUUUAUUCUAUGAAAGAGUUAUUGAUGUUCUCAGUCGACGCAAUGGAAGGAGUGCGCUAUCUCCAUAGCAACAACAUUGUGCACAGACAUCUGACGGCCGCACACUUAUUCAUCAGCACCAGUGGGCAGGUGAAGCUGAGUGGACUGAUGCACGCUCGUAAACUAUCAGAGGACACGAUUAGAGAUUUUAAUUGUUCGUUGAUUCCUACGAGAUGGAGUGCCCCUGAGUCCUUGAAAGAAUGUCUGUUCUCCAAAACGAGUGACAUGUGGAUGGUCGGUCAUCUUAUCUAUGAAGUUCUAACGCACGGCAGGCUACCAUAUGCCGACAUAGGACUGGAUGACACAGAAGUUAUCCCAGUGGUGGUAGACGGUACAAGGGUACUAUGCGAAGAAUCGUGCAUUCCUAAUCCCAUCUAUAAAGUUAUUUCACAGCUCACGAAAACAGAACCUUCAUUACGCCUGUCAGAGGUCAAGGCUGUCAUUGAUGUGCUCGAAAGUGAGGAAAAGCAGAUGAACAAAGACAUGAAGAGUAUGAUAUUUCCAGACAUAAGGGGAGAAGGACAAGCAGCAACAGAGCAUGGAAAGGGUCCUAUAGCUUCAGUGCUUAAUAAUAUGCUGGAUGCUUCAGAUGGCUUGUAUAGUAAGGGAAAUAAUGAGGUUUUGAAGAUUGAAAACUCGAAGCAUCAGGUUUCUUUGAGAGGUCUUAUCCAAAUCCAAGAAGUUUGUCCAAAAGAUUUUUCCACUAGUGUCUUUUCACGCCUAACGAGUUGUCAUCUCCCUGGAAUCUCACCACUGAUCAGUCACCCAAGAAUAACUUCAGACGAAAAGCAGGAAUUUUCCUUUUGGCUUCCUUCAGAGCACAGUAUGUGCUCACUUGUAAAUGCUGUCCAUUCGUUGCUGCUGGGAAGGGACAUCAAAGAGUACAUCCAGUGCCUUGCAAACAUUGCGUCAGUCAUCGCAGACCUCCACUCACAUGGACUUGUCCUUUGUGACUUCAGAGCCGACGCAAUCUACGUUGAAAAGGAUCCCACUGCUACAGGGCAGAUGACAAAAGUAUGGCUUGGGUCAUUGGCAAACAUGCGCAUCCUGCAACCUUGUGGUGAAAAGGAAGAUCAGCAUAUAGAAAUCGCUCCUCCUCAAGACAACGAAGUUUGCGGAAGGGCGGCACCAGAAGUUGUGAAGGAUGGCCUAUACUCACACGCCUCGGAUGUCUUUUGUUUUGGCCAGUUGAUGUGGUGGGUCAUCAAUGGCUUUUGUGAAGCUGAAGAUCCAUCCACUCAGGUAUAUAACAAAAUCGAAGACAUUUACGAUUCGUCACUGGGAAAGAUACCACAGGCUUGUCCUCGUCACAUUUACACCCUGAUCAAGUGGUGUUGUCUGACAGAAAAAAAUCGUCGACCCCCAAUACACGUUGUGCAAAAGUAUCUUACUGGUGAGGAAGAGCAGUUUCCCAUCGAUAUUGACUAUGAAAACGCUGAAGAUGGUUACCCUCUUCACAAUAAAGACAAAGACAGCCAUAGUUCAACCUCUAGCGGCUACAUCUCUGAAUCAAUUUCUUCAACGACUCUGAGUAUUUCCUGUGAACCUCCACCUUUACCUCCUCGCCGUACUGUGACUUCAUCGAUUUCACCUCGUAGCCCCAAAGAGAUAAAUGCACCUUCGUCUCCAGAAUGUAGUCCUCCACCACUUCCGCCACGCUUACAUAAGUUAUCAACAACCUCUUUAUCUCCGCCGCAUAGUCCUCCACCACUUCCGCCUCGCCAAAUUAAAAAAGCAUCCAGUCUUCCACCUCAUUCGUCACCCGCGUCUGGUGCACAAGCUGCACGUUCAUUAUACCAGACAGGUCCCACUUCACCUCCCCCUUUACCACCUAGAAAGAAAGCUGUUUUAAAAUCUAGCACUUUGCCUCCUUCGUUCAGUCAGUCGCUAGAUGAACCUUCUUCAGCGCCUGUUCAACAACUACCAUCUAAACCUCAAGAAGAGAAAUCUUCACCCAACUCCCUGAAAACAUUUUCAUCAGUCAAUUCCCCUCCAGUAGCACCGUUAUCCAGUAUUGUGGAAGACCAAGAUUCAUCAAGCUGGCCAGGAGCGAUACAAUCAUGCAAAAAAGACCAUUGGGAAAGUAAACGGCUCAGCGUGAAAGACAUUUCAGUGACGUCUCCUAGAAAACUCCGGAGGAAAACUAGAAGCAAGUCAGACUCCAUUAAAGAGUUUACCUAUACUGUGGCCGAUUCCUCGUGUGACACCAUACAGGUUAAGGUUGUCUCAGAAAAGUCGGGUGCGACUGUGCGCAUGCAAACUUCUGAACCGGGGAUGAAGUGUUUGGUGAUCCGUGGAACACGUGGUCAGAUUCAGGAAGCUCUCCGAAUAAUUACCAUUAAUACAGGAAAAAAGGAGGAGAUCAUCAACACGACUAAGGCAGUUUGGAUCGAAUGGGUUAAAAAAGCGUUUCCUGACUUUGAAAAACGCACCUAUUUCGUCCCUCCAGUCUGCAUCUCACGCGUGCCAAUGGUCAAUAAAAUAUCUGCAGGUCAUAAGGUGUUAAUGCUGAUUCAAAAUAAUACACAAGACAACUCUGCAAAGAACGAUUUCCAACAAACGUCCGUACAGAAAAGUGAUGUUCUCGAUGACGAAGCCUUUCAGCGAUUAGUGUUCAGUCUCAAGACAUUCUCGAAAUUUCAUAAAGAAGUCUUUAUGUGUCUUAGUCAGCUUCCUUUCGGAUCGUAUCUGGGUAAUCCGGACUUUUUCCCAGCAACUGCUCAUCUCCCGUUGCCUAUCAAUCUGCCGGAGACAUGGCCAUAAGCUGGAGACAAGGAGACUUCGACAUGUUCCUCAUUCACAAGCAGUAUGGCUUCGUUGUAUGUGAGGUGAAAGCAAUGGUUUACAACAUUGACACACCAAAAGAAGAGCGAAGCAAACAAAUGACAAAAAAACUGAACGAUG